Molecule: messenger RNA, 3592 nt
Organism: Salvelinus fontinalis (brook trout)
Lineage: Eukaryota; Metazoa; Chordata; Actinopteri; Salmoniformes; Salmonidae
Product: PDZ and LIM domain protein 5-like
Exons: 14
Coding region: 326-2290 (654 amino acids)
Biological process (GO): heart development; actin cytoskeleton organization; muscle structure development
Cellular component (GO): Z disc; adherens junction; filamentous actin
Molecular function (GO): actin binding; muscle alpha-actinin binding
Source: RefSeq, a predicted model, not a curated record
UUGAAUCUUCUGAAAGUUUUUCUUCAUUUAAAAUUGGACCAAUAUUCUUAGCAAGUGGGUACAAAUUGUAACCACCUUGAAAGUAAUAUUGAUACAUUUUACUUUUACAUUUUGCAACAUUGUCGAGUUGACUGAAGUAACCGGUAUUCUCCGCCUACCAUGCUCCAGUCAGACGACAUAUAGGGCGAUGCGGAAGUCAUAGUUCCGUUAACUUCAGUUUAUUCCGUUUAGUCUGAAAUUUGUGGUAGCGGUAGAACAGUCACACGCUUUCACAUCGCAACACCUCGACUAAACCGUCUGUGCCUCAUCCACAAAAAGGAGAAUCAUGAACAGCAACUACAGCGUCUCCCUGGGUGGCCCCGCCCCCUGGGGCUUCAGACUGCAGGGAGGAAAGGACUUCUGUCUGCCCCUCACUAUCUCACGGCUGACCGAUGGGGGCAAAGCAGCCAAAGCCAAAAUGAGUGUGGGAGAUGUAGUUCUGUCUAUCGAUGGAAUCGCCACCAACGGCAUGAACCACCUGGAGGCCCAGAACAAGAUCAAAGCCUGCACUGACAACCUCAACCUCACCCUGCAGAAAGCUUCCAGUGUUCCCAAGGCUGAUGCACCAAAGGAUGAGCCACUGGAGAUCAUUAAGCCCGUGCCAAUCACCCAUCCAGCUCCAGCCUUCACCAGCCCCUCCCCCCAACCCGGUGCUGCCUACAACAAGACGGCCCGCCCCUUUGGCGGGGGCAGCAAUGUGGGUGCAGUCACUUCCUCCCUAACCGCCCCAAAGGUGGCCUCCAUCCCCUCUGCAUCGUCUGCUUUCACCCCCGCCGCCCCCUCUUCCCAGCAGCCCCAGCCUCCCUUCCCACUAGCUAGCCGCUCCCGCUCCCCCGCCGCCCCCUCUUCCCAGCAGCCCCAGCCUCCCUUCCCACUAGCUAGCCGCUCCCACUCCCCCGCCCCACCUAGCUCAGCCCCACCCCCCAGACCCGGCUCUGGCCGUUCCCCCUUCACCUCCCCUUCCUCCACUUCCUCCUCUUCUUCCUCAUCCUCCCCGGCCAGAGUGACAGCCCCCUCCUCCAAUCCCGGUGCUCCGCAGUCCUCUUGCUAUAACACGCCAAUAAACCUGUACUCCAAUACCAACGCCUGUGAGGUGGCCAUAGGACAGAGGCGGGGCCUGUUGGAAGCCCAGGGUGUGGUGGUCGACCAGAUCAAAGAACAGUUUAAUGGAGUCCCCCCAAAGACAGCCCCUAGGAGGAACAGAGUUGAACCAGAGUUGACCCACGCCUCGCCCCUCAGCGAGGCCAGUAAGAAGCGUCUGAUCGAGGACACAGAGGACUGGCAUCCUCGCACCGGAACCUCCCAAUCCAGGUCCUUCAGAAUCCUGGCUCAGAUCACCGGCACAGAGAAAGACCAAGCCCAGGAGAACAGUGCUGGAAAGAAUAAAGUUGUUGAGAAUUCCCCGCCCAGUGUCCACAUCACAACAUCAGUGAAGACCAUGACCAAAGUCCCAGGAGCCCCCAGGAAUGGCAACAGUGUCCCCCCACCCGCCUUGAAGACCCCCUCUGCCCAGGUCAAACCCUCCUUGCCAGCUGGAGGUUCAGCAGGUUUCUCUACGGGUGGCGCUGCGCCCUCUUUUGGGCGGGUCAGCAACACUGCACCAGUACCCACAGUACCCAAGGUUUCUGACCGCCCCGCCCCCCAGGCGCACCCCAAGGACCAGAACUCCCUGGUACAGCGGGCCGAACACAUCGCAGCGGGAACACGCACCCCCAUGUGUGGCCACUGUGACAAGGUCAUCAGAGGUCCUUUCCUGGUGGCCAUGGGCAUGUCCUGGCACCCUGAGGAGUUUAACUGUUCCCACUGCCACGCGUCUCUGGUGGAGUCUGGCUUUGUGGAGGAGAGGGGAACAGUAUACUGUGCUCACUGCUAUGAGAAGUUCUUCGCCCCUACCUGCACCAGCUGCCAGCAGAAGGUCCUGGGGGAAGUCAUCAAUGCCCUGAAGCAGACAUGGCAUGUGUACUGCUUCCUGUGUGCGUCCUGCCAGCAGCCAAUCAGAAACAACACCUUCCACCUGGAGGACGGGCUGCCAUACUGUGAAAGAGACUACUAUCAACUCUUUGGUACCAGUUGCCAUGGUUGCGACUUUCCUAUCGAGGCAGGAGACAAGUUUCUGGAGGCGUUGGGAUUCACCUGGCAUGAUACCUGCUUCGUGUGUGCAGUCUGCAACACCAGUUUGGAGGGCCAAGCCUUCUUCUCUAAAAAGGACAAGGCUCUGUGCAAGAAACAUGCCAAUACAGUCAAGAUCUGACCCACCCUCAGGAGUGAAGAACAGAGUUGUUGAUAUUUUUUGGUAGUUUUAAAAGAUUGAUUUAUCUGAUUAUGACUUUUAUUAAGAGAUGUUUGGUUAUGGGGAUUUAAGCUUUAUUUCAUCUUCUCUGAUGUAUCUCUGUGUGUGUGUGUGUGUGUGUGUGUGUGUGUGUGUGUGUGUGUGUGUGUGUGUGUGUGUGUGUGUGUGUGUGUGUGUGUGUGUGUGUGUGUGUGUGUGUGUGUGUGUGUGUGUGUUAAUGGAACUGUGUGUGUGUGUGUGUAUGUGUGUGUGUGUGUGUUAAUGGAACUGUGUGUGUGUGUGUGCGUGCGUGCGUGUGUGCGGUGUGGGUGUGUGUGUGUAUAGUUUACCAUUCACCGCUUGUGCCAUAUAAAAGGGGAAAAUAUUUUGCUAAAAUGAAGGUAUGAAAAAGUACCUAGUGUCUUUUCUACCGAUUUAGAUUCAUUAGUUAUUUGGAGAUUUGUUGAAGUCAGACAAAGUGCAUGAUGGGAGAAAGUAUGUUGACUUGAAGGGAGGUAUGAUUUUUCAUGAAAUAUCUGAUUGAAAUGUUCUUUACAUACAGUACAAGAAUAUACCGUAGUUAGGUGAACACAUAAGGUAGUGAUACUCAAGUAGCGGCCUGGGGCCAUAUCUGGCUCAUCAUGACAUUUCUUGAAGCCAUCAACAUGAAUUUAUUUCAUAAAUGAAAAUCCACUACAUAUGAUCCUUUAGCAUGUAUGUAGUUAGUCUAAUUAAAGUCUUAUUUUAGUAUAUAAUGAGGACCUUAUCAAAUUAAUAUUAAUCAGUGGGCAUAUUCAAAUCAAUUAUCACUUUAAUUAUCACCCCCUCCCCCCUCUCUCUCUCCCCUCAUCUGUCUCUGUCUGUCUCUCUGUCUGCCGGUCUGGUUGAAUCUGUAGACAGAUCUGUAUUUAUCCUGGUAGUAUAUUUAUUGGGGAUGUAGGAAUGUACUGUAUUUUGGGCUUUCUAGGGUCAGUUGCACAUAGAGUGGUUUACUGACAAAGUCAGACGAUCAGGACAGACAGCUGUUAUUUUAUUAGCAGUAGGGGUUUUCUCAGUUUAUUGUAUUGAUUUUUCUAAGUAUUUUUAUGGAUUAAAUUUUCAUACAUUUUUAACCUAAACUUAGACACCAUUUUGCUUUUGCUGCCACUGAUGAAUGCUUGUCUAUGUGGUGUUUAUUGGUGUAAUUCAUUCCAUUACCAUUCGUACAUUAAUUCAGGUGUAUUGGUCUUCUAUUUGUAAAAAUAAAACUACAAUUUCAUAUAAAGUCUUUGAAAGUAAUAAGGA